Messenger RNA from Fusarium coffeatum, 498 nucleotides. RefSeq lists its product as uncharacterized. The coding region runs from base 1 to 498 and encodes 165 amino acids. NCBI's taxonomy places the organism in Eukaryota, Fungi, Ascomycota, Sordariomycetes, Hypocreales, Nectriaceae. The record is from RefSeq and is a predicted model, not a curated record. The transcript has a single exon.
AUGGCCUCUUACACUCGAGACAGCCGAAGUGCGGUGAGAGCUCAACGACGAGACUCUUCAUCUUCAUCAUCUUCACACACAAUGUCAAACCGUCAAAGACCACGCCUUCUACGCUCAAGUGCAACUGAACCUUCAAUCACCGUCUCCAAUGCUACUGGAAACUCAUUUGCUGGUCCUGAGUCGCCACAUAGAGCAACUGAUCUUCUCAACCGUGUUGCCGUCUAUUCUCCGUCUCCCGAGCCCGCCUCCACUCCAGCUGCCAUCCCACGCCAUUCUGGACCCAUGUCCAUCUGCCGUGAUCAUCGCGAGCAUUCUCCUUCCAGCAGCCCUGGAAGUCAAUCCGUCGCCAUGUCCGACUCUCCUUCCGGUAUGAUUUGCAGAUUCAUCACGAACUCACCACAAACUGACAAUAUCAAAGGUUACUACUUCAGCUUCCCCAGCUUUGAGGAAUGGAACACAGAACACCAGGACGACAUGGCCAAGGACUCUGAUGAUUGA